CUCUCUCCACGAGAGUGCGCGCGGAAAGUGUAGCGCGCUGUUUUAUUCUCUCUUUAAAGUCUCUGCGUCUCACUCUCUAUCUUUCUUUCUGAGAGCCCCAUCCGAACAUUAGACAGUAUGGGACUCUAAAUAUAUUUUCUUACCUUGUGGAUUUUGGGGGAUUUCUGCCUUUAUAAAAUACAGGACAUAAACAGAAUGGGAUUUCAGUGAGCUUAUGAUGCAGCAGGCAAAAUGACUCGCUCCGUGGGUUCCGUGGAUUCUCCCCGCAGGCGAAGAUCAGGAGAAUGAUGGACGAAAAUAAGCAGCUCGCGGAGCGGGUCGAUGGCGCGAUACAGUGCGCGAAGCAGGAGGUGGCGAACCUGCGCGCGGAGCUGACAGCCACCGGCCACACACUGGCGGAACUCCGCGAGCUGGAAGAACCGGGCGAACCGCGGGAACAACAGAACCAACAACAGAACCAUCACGAUGCACCAGUGCAAAGACCGAAAGCUUUGACAGAGCUGGGUCAGAAAGGUGACAUUGUUGUUCAGGAGACGUCAUUAGAUAAAGUGCUGCUGCACGAGGAGGUGGUGCGUCUGCAGGAGGAGGUGUCAGUGCUGAAGCAGGUCAGGGAGAUGUUGAAUCGCGAGCUGGAGGAGACAGGAGGAGGCUGCUCUGUGGAGCUGCUGUCUAUCUCACAACUCCGUGUGCAGCUAACACAGAAAGAGCAGGAGCUUGACAGAGCAAAGGAAGCAUUACUAGCAAUGAGGGCAGACAGGAAGCAUUUGAGGUUGGAAAGAACUGAUCUGGUGAAUCAGAUGCAGCAGCUCUACACAACACUGGAGAGCCGUGAGGAGCAGCUACGAGACUUCAUACGCAACUAUGAGCAACACCGAAAAGAGAGUGAGGAUGCAGUCAGAGUUUUGGCAAGGGAAAAAGAUUUGUUAGAACGGGAGAAGUGGGACCUACGCCGUCACACCAAAGAAGCCACAGAAUAUGCAAGUGCACUCCGAUCUGCACUGGACCUGAAAGAGAACAGGAUCAAAGAGCUGGAAGCUGAACUGACUAUGGCAAAACCAUCUACUCUCACUAAGGAUGUUCCUAAGCGGCACUCACUAGCCAUGCCCACAGAAACUGUCAUCAACGGCAACCAAGAGUGGGCGAUGCAUGCAGAGCUUCCUCUGACUGCAGCGAUACGACAAAACCUUUACCACUCGAUGGACAGACAGGUGCUGAAAGCAUCACCAUGCGUGUGCGAUGCUGACGGCAUCAGCGUGAUGUCAUCAGCCGCAGCCAGGAUCAGUCCGUGUCACUCUAAACAGAUGUCAGUCAGCUCAGACGCCUCGGUGACAGAGGGAGAGAGAUCCUCAACACCUUCAAGUUCACCACGACACAGAACAAACUCCCUCUGCAAUUCUUUAGAGGAUCUAGAGGAGCAGAGACGCAGAAAGAAGAAAGAGAGGAUGGGUCUGAGCUCUCUGUCGCGGGUGUUCGGUCGAGGAAAGCAAAGAAAGUCUCUGGACCCCACUCUGUUUGAUGACUCCGACAGUUUAUCAAGCCCCGCCCGCCUCAGUGUGAGCCUAUCAGAAUGCGAGGAACAACUGGAUCGGCUCCAGCAGGUCGAGCUCGCGCGGACGGCCCCCAUGUCCCGUUGGCGUGCAGGAACCGUGCAGGCUUGGCUGGAGGUGAUCAUGGCCAUGCCGAUGUACAUACGGGCCUGUGCAGACAACGUUAAAAGUGGGAAGGUCUUGUUAGGUGUUACGGAUGAGGACCUGGAGUUUGUUUUAGGUAUCAGUAAUUCAAUGCACCGCAGGAAACUCCGUCUGGCCAUUGAAGACUACAGGGAUGCAGAAUCAGGACAUGGCCUUUCUAAAGCAGCUGAUCUGGAUCACCACUGGGUGGCUCAGGCCUGGCUGACUGAUGUGGGACUCCCUCAAUAUUCCCAGUUCUUCCACACUCACCUUGUCGAUGGACGUCUCCUAAGUACACUCACACGCACCGACCUUGAGAAGCAUCUGCACAUGUCUAAAAAAGCCCACCAGAACAGUCUGCUGCUGGGAAUACAGCUGCUACACACACUCAACUUUGACAAAGAGAUUUUGCAAUCCAGGCGAUCAGAGAGUGAGAAUCAGAACACAGACCCAGUCGUGUGGACCUGUCGUCGCAUCAUCAAAUGGAUUAAAGAGAUUGAUCUGAAGGAGUUUGCUGACAAUCUUCAGAACAGUGGGGUUCAUGGUGCCAUCAUGGUUUUGGAUCCCUCCUUCAGCUCUGACACCAUGGCGGCAGCUUUAUGUAUUCCAUGCAACAAGCUGAUGGUCCGUCAUCACCUGAAUGAAGAGAUGAAGGCACUUGUCAGUGCAGCCAGGGCAGGGCUUGAUCAGGAAGUCGAACCUUUGGGGACUCCGCCCACACUUCAACGGCAGGGUUCUCUAAGUAGCUCAUCACCCAGUUGGCAUGAUGAUCAGCAGUCUUUAAAACGGGUCAAGGAGCAGCUCGGUCUCAGCCCAAAGAAUUUCACUGGACAGAAGAUCAGUCACCAGAACCGAUCCGGGUCAUUUCCAAGGAAUGGACUUCAGGAGGUCUCGCUACAACUAGAGCGUUGCCCAGUUCGACAUUUUUCUGCUGCUGAGCUCACCAAUGUCUGAGUCAUUCUCCUAUCAGGAUUACUGUUGAAAAACAUGACACUCCCUAAUGGGGGAUUUUAUUUCCUUUUUCAAGAUGAAUGUUGUUGAAAACUCAAUGAAAGUUCUCAGUUUGCCAGUAGGGGUCUUUGCUUUGCUUUGUAGACCUUAUGAUGUUGUGUAAAACUGUGGACUCAUUUGUCUCAAAGUGAGACGAUCUUUAGAAUGCAUUUGAAAGGGCACACUAAACAUUUAUUUAUCUGUUUAGAUGUUUGAUGAAAUUAUUGUCAUGUGAGGGUAAGGAAUGUGUGAGGAUUCGGGGUGAAAUAUCCCUUGAAAAUUAUAACUAAGAUUUGUGAGAACUCCACCAUGAAAAUUGUUAAAGUUGGACCCCCCCACAAUAAAAUGAAUAUCUUCACAUUUAAUGGGUACAAUUUAGAAAACAGACUCUGAUAACAUUAGCUGUAGUACUACAAAAUACUGUACAAAAUAAUGUUAAAUGUUGUGUUACACAGUAGAUCAUUAUUUAAAUUAGAUGAUUAUUUGAAUUUACUUGGAUGAACAUUAUAUCCACUAUGUUUAACUUAGUCACGUGGUCACAGUAGGUUAAAAGCAGGUCCAUUUCUACAGCUUAGUACACAUGCUCACCCAGACACAGUUUUGUAUAAUAUGCAACAUCUCUGAGAACUCCAUUUAAAAUUUGCCUCUACUUCUACUUAACCAAAUGGUUCAAACCUGCUAUUUUUGUGUCCCAGCUGUAAAACAACAUAUACAUUUUCAAUACCAUUUAAACAUAGCUAGUAUGCUACCAACUCCAAGGUCAUGCACAGUGCUAAGCUUUAGCAGGGGCUAGGCUAAUUGUCACAGUAAAUGUGCAAAGAUCAAAGAUAUGACUUGUUUAUUUAUGCGUUUAUGAAAUUACUUUCUGAAGCAACUUAUAGGGAGGGACAUGUUUUACAGAGAAAGACAGGACAACAUGUUCUCCAUAUAAAACUGGUCUUAAAUUUUAUUUAAGUCUUCUCUCUGGUACUUCUUCCCUAUUUUAUCCCAAUACAUUAAGACAAUAAACUUUUUUUCUCUCUUUU
Carassius carassius (crucian carp) is the source of this 3685-nucleotide messenger RNA. Its product is annotated as kazrin-A-like. Gene Ontology annotation, molecular function: protein binding. Bases 285 to 2624 code for a protein of 779 amino acids. Lineage: Eukaryota; Metazoa; Chordata; Actinopteri; Cypriniformes; Cyprinidae. The transcript is spliced from 15 exons. The record is from RefSeq and is a predicted model, not a curated record.